CCUAUACUAUAUACUAGUUAAGCAAGUUCUAGUAAAGAAAGAUGAUGAAGGUAUAUGUUUGUGUUGUUGUGGUUCUAGCCAUGGUUCAAUUGAUGGUUGAACCAAGCCAAGCCUUUACCUGCUCCGAUGUUGAUAAGUCCCUUGUGCAAUGCAUGCCAUACUUGGUGGGCAGUGCCCCUCAGCCAGUUACAGCUUGUUGUGACGGAGUUAAGCAAAUCAAAGGGAUGGCAACUACCACUGAUGAAAAGCGCCAAGCUUGCGGCUGUGUUAAAGAUGCAGCUAAUAAGUACCAGAACAUUAAGGAAGAUGCAGCCAGUGGACUCCCUACCAAAUGCGGUGUUCCACUCUCUUACCCUAUCUCCAAAAACAUUGAUUGCAACACAAUCAAUUAAAAUGAAGGAUGCUUUGCUGGAAAAUAAAGGGAGACAAGAAUCUGAUGCUCCUGCAACUUUGUCUCUCCAGAUUAUAU
Papaver somniferum (opium poppy) is the source of this 469-nucleotide messenger RNA. Its product is annotated as non-specific lipid-transfer protein A-like. Lineage: Eukaryota; Viridiplantae; Streptophyta; Magnoliopsida; Ranunculales; Papaveraceae. Gene Ontology annotation, cellular component: membrane. Bases 42 to 392 code for a protein of 116 amino acids. Gene Ontology annotation, biological process: lipid transport. Gene Ontology annotation, molecular function: lipid binding. The record is from RefSeq and is a predicted model, not a curated record. The transcript has 2 exons.